This is a messenger RNA of Conger conger (European conger), 1597 nucleotides long. RefSeq names its product flap structure-specific endonuclease 1 (gene fen1). Gene Ontology annotation, molecular function: 5'-3' exonuclease activity; DNA binding; magnesium ion binding. Gene Ontology annotation, cellular component: nucleus. NCBI's taxonomy places the organism in Eukaryota, Metazoa, Chordata, Actinopteri, Anguilliformes, Congridae. The record is from RefSeq and is a predicted model, not a curated record. Bases 141 to 1283 code for a protein of 380 amino acids. The transcript has 12 exons.
CGACAUUUUAUCGAACAAUUUUAGCGACUAGUAAUGCUUAGUUGCGUGAUUUCGCGCGUAAAGAAAUGCAUCUGUUCGCGCGCGCUUAACUCGGAAAGGCAGACUAGUUACGCAUUUGGCGAGUUGAAAGCGCCGCAGCGAUGGGAAUUCACGGCCUCGCGAAGCUGAUUGCGGACCAGGCACCUUCGGCCAUCAAAGAACACGAAAUUAAAAGCUACUUCGGGCGAAAGAUUGCAAUCGAUGCAUCCAUGAGCAUUUACCAGUUCCUUAUUGCCGUUAGACAGGAUGGCAAUGUGCUACAGAAUGAAGAUGGAGAAACAACCAGCCACCUGAUGGGCAUGUUCUACCGGACGAUACGCAUGCUGGAGAGCGGGAUCAAGCCGGUCUACGUGUUCGAUGGAAAACCCCCCCAGCUCAAGUCCGGAGAGUUGGCGAAGAGAGGAGAGAGAAGGGCAGAGGCAGAGAAGCUUCUAGCACAGGCACAGGAAAUGGGGGAACAGGAGAACAUCGACAAGUUCAGCAAGCGGCUUGUAAGGGUCACCAAGCAGCACAACGACGAGUGCAAGCAGCUGCUGACGCUGAUGGGCGUGCCGUACGUCGAGGCGCCGUGCGAGGCUGAGGCCAGCUGUGCGGCGUUGGUGAAAGCGGGGAAGGUCUUCGCCACGGCGACCGAGGACAUGGACGGCCUGACGUUCGGGACGACCGUUCUGCUGAGACACCUGACAGCCAGCGAAGCCAAGAAACUUCCCAUUCAGGAGUUUCAUUUCAGCCGCAUUCUGCAGGAUAUCGGUCUGACCCACCAGCAGUUCAUAGAUCUGUGCAUCCUGCUUGGGUGUGACUACUGUGGCACAAUUAAAGGAAUCGGACCCAAGAGAGCCAUCGACCUCAUUAAGCAGCACGGCUCCAUUGAAGAGAUUUUGGAGAACAUUGACCCCGCUAAACACCCCGCUCCGGAGGACUGGCUGUAUAAGGAGGCUCGGGGGCUGUUCCUGGAGCCCGAGGUGGUGGACUGCGGCGCCGUGGAGCUGAAGUGGAACGAGCCGGACGAGGCCGGUCUGAUCCAGUUCAUGUGCGCCGAGAAACAGUUCAGUGAGGACCGCAUUCGGAACGGCUGUAAGAAGAUCCUGAAGAGCCGGCAGGGCAGCACGCAGGGCCGGCUCGACUCGUUCUUCACCGUGACGGGCUCCCUGUCCUCCAAGCGCAAGGAACCGGACUUGAAGGGGUCCGCAAAGAAGAAGUUGAAAACAGGUGUAACGCCAGGCAAAUUCAAGAAGGGGAAAUAGGGGCAGGGGAAGUGAUCCCUCCUGGGGGGAGGAUGGCAGAUGCAGUCGCUGUGCUCCUCGAGGAACGUGCUGGGGGUGGGAGAGACCAGAAGACCAACUGGGGGUGGGAGAGACCAGAAGACCAACUGGGGGUGGGAGAGACCAGAUGACCAACUGGGGGUGGGAGAGACCAGAAGACCAACGCUCAACUUGAGAAUUUCAUAGUUUUGCUUGUAGUAUACUAUAGCACCAGCACAGCACACACAUUUUAAUGAACAUGAUUUACUUGUUUCUUUUUGUUUGUUCCAUAAAUGAUAAUAAAACAAUGUACAGUU